AUGACAACACUGAAAAAUACAAUUUUCCCACUGAAAGAAGAAAGGGAAAUCAUCAUCCUGAUCUGGAAGUAUCCUUGGAUAUAUACAUUUCCAUUAGAUAAGUGCCAUGAUUUCGGCAUAAUUGGCUGCAAGUUGUCAGCAGAUACAAGUCUGUAUAGUGUUGCUGAUGUUGUUUUCAUACGUCAUGUAGAUAUUAUGUAUGACAAAAAGCAAUUGCCCCAAGGGCCAAGACCUCAUUUUCAGAGUUGGAUAUGGUAUAAUAUGGAGCCACCAUUAAUUGCUAAUAACUUGUAUUUUUUGGACAACCUCUUCAACAUGACAAUGACAUACCGUCUUGACUCGCAUAUUUUCAAUCCAUAUGGCAAAAUCGAAGCAAUAAAGGAACAUCAAAACUUCACCAUUCCGUCAAAAUCCAAGCUGGUUUCUUGGGUUGUCAGUAAAUGGUACACUGGUGCCCCCCGCAUUGCUUAUUACGAGGAGCUAAAGAAACACAUCACAAUUGAUGUUUAUGGAGCAAAACACAAAAAAUUGGGAAGGAGCAAAGAUGAAUUACUUGCAAUCAUAUCCGAGUACAAGUUCUACUUGGCCUUUGAAAAUUCAAUCCACAAGGAUUAUAUCACCGAGAAGUUGUGGUCCAAUGCUUUUGAAUCAUGGGCGGUUCCAGUUGUUUUGGGAACAUCUCGGAAGAACUAUGAACUUUUUGUUCCUGGAGAUGCCUUCAUUCAUGUUGAUGAUUUCCCGAGUCCAAAGGAAUUGGCCGCCUAUCUUCUAGAGUUGGACAAGAAUGAUGAGAAAUAUGAAAAGUAUUUCAACUGGAGAUAUAAAUAUCGUGUACAGUUAAAUCGAGGACAUCAAUAUAGGUUCUGUCAAAUGUGUACAUUCAUGAGAGACAAUCAAGUCUACCAGUCUAUUCCCAGUAUAAAGAAAUGGUUUCUCAAUGAUAUGUAA
Molecule: messenger RNA, 948 nt
Organism: Bufo gargarizans (Asiatic toad)
Lineage: Eukaryota; Metazoa; Chordata; Amphibia; Anura; Bufonidae
Product: 3-galactosyl-N-acetylglucosaminide 4-alpha-L-fucosyltransferase FUT3-like
Exons: 1
Coding region: 1-948 (315 amino acids)
Cellular component (GO): membrane
Molecular function (GO): alpha-(1->3)-fucosyltransferase activity
Source: RefSeq, a predicted model, not a curated record